Messenger RNA from Vicia villosa (hairy vetch), 1327 nucleotides. RefSeq lists its product as uncharacterized. The coding region runs from base 651 to 1115 and encodes 154 amino acids. NCBI's taxonomy places the organism in Eukaryota, Viridiplantae, Streptophyta, Magnoliopsida, Fabales, Fabaceae. The transcript is spliced from 4 exons. The record is from RefSeq and is a predicted model, not a curated record.
UCCGUUAUAAGUGGAAAAGUGAAUUGCAACAGAGUCAAACAGUGACAGCUUCAUUCAUAUUCAUUCUUUGUAGUCUUAUCAUAUAUUUAUCUCAAAAAUACUCUUCAACAGUACUCCUCAGCAACUUCUCAGCCACGCUCAUUCCUCGUUCAUUUUCUUUAAUCCUCAUUACACAUAAAUAACAAUUCAACCACCACACUAAAUUCUUUUCUUGUUAGUAGUAUUUGUGUAUUCUACCAAAUGUCUAUACUCUAGAAUUUUACUAGUAAAAGGAACAAAUUAAGUGCUACAACAGAAUUCUUGCCAGGUUUUGUUUUUCUUGUUUAAUCUUAUCAAUACCUGUUUCUGUUUUCUCUGCUUCUCUGUUCAAGUUCAAUGCAACUUUCUCUGUCUUCAUAAGUAAAAAAAAUUUAACCCAUUCUUUUCACUUUUCACUUUUGCUCAGAUUCUUCUUUUCUAUAAAUUCUGUUCAGGGAAUUAAUAACCUGUCUGAGGGUUUUUUGGAACCACAUCAUCGUUUCUGGUUACUUUUCUCCCUUCAAAAGUUUUAUCCUCAUUCAUUCUCGCAAAGCAACAAGCACAACAAAACACUAGAAACGGUCACUUUCUGGGUGAAGCAAACUCUUUUGUUUUGACUUAAGAAACAAAAAAUGGAUGAAUAUUGGAAGACAAAUGGUGAAAUACCAGCUUUUGGGAACUGGGAUUUCGUGAACGAGUUUCCAAUAACUCAAUAUUUCGAAAAUGCAAGACAAGCUGGUUUGAUUCGAUACAGUUCUUCAUCUGGUGACACUGAUGUAUAUGUGCGAGGAGAGCAAGAUCUGUAUACAGUUGAUUACAUGAAACCAGUUGGAAAGGAGACGAGGAACAGAGAAACAAGAAUGAAAAAACAGGGCAAAGUGUACGAUGUAACAGAAUAUCCAAGGAAGCAAAUGAACAGUAAGAAGACAUUAGAUGUAAACGGCGUCGUUCGUAAGUCUGCUUUACAAACCAAACUCCCAAAACCAGUUGACGAAGAUCUCUACAAGAUUUCUCCUCAACUUCUUCGUAAAACCAAACGGAAAAAAAUGUUGGGUUUCAUUUCCAUGUGUCUGGUGCCUGCAGCCUGCGUUUCAUGAUCGAUUGAUUAUGUUGCCAACGCGUCAAACAAGUUUUACUACUAUUUUUUGGUUUGUUUUCUUUUGUUAGUUAUGGUGCUGGCUAUGCUAUGCUGGGUUUCUUGUGCACUCAGAUGCUAGAUGACUUUUUUGUAUCAUAUUAAUGAGGAUGAAUGAAUUAAUAUAUACUAGUUAUUGCUAUCUUAAAUUUAAUCACUACUAGUAUUUGAUUG